AUGGUUGCGGGAGAUUUGGAGGCAGAACUGGAAACGUUUGGCGAAUCUGAAAGUCAGUUGGAAGGUUUAAACGGAUCAGUCGUAGAAUUCGAACAAUAUCAGAAAGCUAGAUUACAGUUCGUUCAGACGGUAGCAGAUCUAUCGCUCCAGAAGCAAAACAUCGAGACACUACAGAAUGCGGGUGUGAUGUCCUUGCUUCGACCUUUGCUUUUGGAUACAGUGCCUACUAUUCAACAAACGGCUGCAAUUGCCCUUGGAAGACUUGCCAAUCAAAGAAUGGACCUGGCAGAAGCAAUAGUCAGGGAAGACAUUUUACCACAGUUGGUUUACUCACUAGCUGAACAAAACCGAUUCUAUAAAAGAGCAGCUACGUUCGUUUUAAGGUCCAUUGCGAAACAUUCUCCUGAACUCGCCCAGAAGGUCGUCGAUUCUGGGGCGCUUGACGCUUUAAUCAUAGGAUUAGAGGAGUUUGAUCCUGUUGUUAAGGAGGGAUCAGCAGCCACCAUAGCAAACCUCGCCAAGCACUCGACCGAACUCGCUCAGACGGUUGUGGAUGUUGGAGCCAUUCCUCUCCUGGUACUAUGUGUGCAAGAACCUGAAAUCAGCCUCAAACGUAUGGCACUUGCUGCCCUAUCAGAUAUCGCCAAGCAUUCCGCUGAGUUGGCUCAAACGAUAGCAGACACGGGCGCUAUCGCACAUAUCGCCCAACUCCUGCUGCAGCCUGACACAUUACUAAAGCGUCAGGUUCUCGCCGUGCUAUCGAACAUUGCAAAACACUCUGUGGAUCUAGCUGAGCUUGUGGUUGAGGCUGAAAUUUUCCCAACCAUUCUCGUUUCUCUGAAAGAUGCUGAUGAAAUCGUCAGGAAAAACUGUUCUACUCUGAUUAAGGAUAUUGUGAAACACACAUCAGAACUCAGUCAACUGGUGACCAAUGCAGGGGGUGCAGCAAGCAUAGUGGAAUUCCUCAGUAAUAAUUCAGGCUAUGUUAUCCUUCCAGGAGUAAUGGCCCUCGGUUACAUAGCGGCACAUUCAGAAAGCCUGGCGAUGGCAAUAAUAAUGUGUGGCAGUGUACCGCAACUAAAGUGCACUCUGUGGCGUGAAACAAACGAAGACGUCAAGGCGGCGUGUGCGUGGGCUCUUGGUCAGAUUGGAAGACAUACACCAGAACAUGCAAAAGCCGUUGCCAAGAGUGACGUCCUACCCAUAAUACUAGAGUGUUUCAUUGAGCCCGGAGCGCCCGAAGAACUCAAAUCAAAGUCUAAGAAAGCCCUCAAACAGAUUAUCCAGAAAUGCGUGGAUCUGGAUGCAAUCGAACCACUGCUGACGCGAGCACCUGGGAGCAUUUUGAAAUAUGCCGUAGCGCAGUUUGCAAAGGUCUUACCGCAUGACCCCAACGCACGUCGCAAUUUCGUUUCAUCAGGAGCGCUUAAGAAGAUCCAGGAGUUAAAGCCUGAUGACAAGGAAACCUUGGCAGAAUAUAUAACGGCAAUAAAUAAUUGCUUUCCGGAAGAAGUGGUGCGAUAUUAUUCGCCGGGGUAUGUCGAAACACUCAUUGAACGUGUUGAUCAAUACCGGAUUCCUGUUUGA
Molecule: messenger RNA, 1587 nt
Organism: Opisthorchis viverrini
Lineage: Eukaryota; Metazoa; Platyhelminthes; Trematoda; Opisthorchiida; Opisthorchiidae
Exons: 6
Coding region: 1-1587 (528 amino acids)
Biological process (GO): cilium movement
Cellular component (GO): microtubule cytoskeleton
Molecular function (GO): microtubule binding
Source: RefSeq, a predicted model, not a curated record